GCGAGGCAGAAGUUCAUUCGGUCUAACCAUUUCAGUUUCACUUCAGCUUGGCCUGUAAUCGCGCGUGUCCAACUCGGCGCCUCGUUUCAAAUUAUAUCAUCGGAAACGGAACGUUCGAUAAAUAUCGUAAAGUUCGAUUAAAUUUUUUUUCGACACGAGACAACUAAUUUAUUUCGACAUUUUCGUUUUGAAGCGCGGGAGGCUUUCCAUUAGUGGGAGAAAGGAAUUGUUUGCUUUUCUACGACCGCAGCUGGCUGGAGAAAGGAAGCCGGCCGGGGAUCAACAUUAACAUCGACAAGAGAAAAUGGGUUACGGCACGGAAAUGGAUGGCUGUGGUCGCUUCGUAAAAUAUUCCUUAUUCUUUACGAAUCUCGUUAUCUUCAUUGGCGGGAUUAUCGUAACAGGUUUAGGUGUGUGGGCCUUAAUCGACAAAGUGCCAUGGAUGAGUGAACUCGUGGGAAACGAUCUGUUAACGGGCUCAGUUUACGUUUUACUGGUUGGCGGAAUCGUCGUGGCCUUAAUUGCUUUCUUCGGAUGCGCCGGUGCAUCGUGCGAAGUCAAAUGUAUGCUCUUGACAUAUUUCAUAAUUGUAUUUUUGCUAUUCGUGACCAUGCUUAUUGGCGGCGUGCUGGGAUAUGUUUUCCGCGAGAAAUUGCUGAACACGGUUGACAGAGAGAUGAAGAGUUCGCUCCGACUUUACGAUCAUCGCAGAUCCAUCCGCGAUGCCUGGGACGCCACGCAAUCGACGCUCCACUGUUGCGGCGUCAACAGCUGGAGGGACUGGGGAAACGUCGGCCUUAACGUGCCGGAGAGCUGCUGUCGAGAAGUUCAACCGGGCCAGACCAAUUCGCAGCGAUUCAACUGCAACGCUGCCUCGGACUCGGUAAAUCCCUCGAAUGCUUACGUGGAGGGUUGCAUCAAUGGAACGCGAAUCUACUUGCAGCAGCACGCCGCCGUUAUGGGCGGCGCCGGUAUUGCAGUCGCAUGCCUCAUGUUCUUUGGAAUGAUAUUCUCCUGCGCGCUCUUUAAAAUGAUCGAAUGACAGCAGGAGAGAUCUAUAGUUUGAGGCUGUCUCCGUUCUUGUGACGAAAGACGGAGAGGUAGCGAAUCUUCGAAAUCCUGAGGAGACUUACGCAAUUUUCCCAAUCGACGAAAUUACUCGUUGUUACAAGCGCACCUGAUUAUACCGUGAUAAUCAAAAAAACGAAUCUCGAUCUAAUUGUACAGUUUUCUCGCUAAUCUGUUACGUGCAAUUAAUGUUACACAUCUCAUGAUUACCAUCUUGCUCUUUCCAUUUUAGAUGUAAUUUAUAUAUAUUUAAGAUGUCUUUAUUUAGUUGCAUAUAUCAUUAGUAUGAUAAUGCAUCAUGUACCUUAUAUAUGUGCCGUAUAAAUGCGUUUAUUAUACAUUUAUAUAAACUUUUCAAUAAUUAUUAUCGAUUUAUAUGUAUAUCGAAGGAAGCAACAAAAAUCAAUUUUUCAAUGAUCGUUCAUAUCUAAAUCAUACACGAACAGUUAUAUCGUGGCCUGUAUUACAUGGUUUACUUAUUAACGAACAAUAUAUUUAAAUUCUGUUAUAA
Molecule: messenger RNA, 1579 nt
Organism: Nylanderia fulva
Lineage: Eukaryota; Metazoa; Arthropoda; Insecta; Hymenoptera; Formicidae
Gene: Tsp74F
Product: Tetraspanin 74F
Cellular component (GO): plasma membrane
Source: RefSeq, a predicted model, not a curated record